AUGACCCGGGCAACGAAGCAGCUGAAAAAGGCGGCGCGAAUCAUCCUCAUUGGAGCCCCUGGCGUGGGGAAGGGCACCCAGACUGAACGGUUGAUCAAGAGGUACCCCCAGCUCGCAUCCAUCAGUUCCGGGGACCUCCUGCGACAAAAUGUCCGUAGAAAGACUCCUCUAGGUCUCAAGGCGGAGUCUACCAUUCUAGCGGGAGAUCUUGUGCCGGAUAACAUCAUCUUGGAGCUGAUUUCCUCCGAACUCUCGUCCAAGGGUUGGCUCUCCGCCCUUCCUACCACUUCCACUGCUUCCCCCGCCGCUACUCCCCUUGCUGCUGCUGCUACUUCUCCUGCUCCUCCUACUACCACCCCCGCCACUCCCAUCCUCAACCCCAGCGCCUCCUUCAUCCUCGACGGCUUCCCCCGCACAGCAACCCAGGCUACAAGCCUCGACCGCCUAAUCCCCAUAAACCUAGUCGUCCACCUCCUCACCCCGCCCGCCGUCAUCAUUUCCCGCAUAGCAUCGCGCUGGGUGCACGCUCCAUCCGGCAGAGUCUACAAUACCGACUUCAACGCACCUAAAGUCGCGGGCAAGGAUGACAUCACCGGUGAGCCCCUGGUGCAGAGGGAGGAUGACUCCGUGGAGACGUGGAGGCAGCGGCUGCGGAAGUUUGAGGAGACGAGUCGGUCGCUUUUAGAGCAUUAUGAGAAGAGGGGGUGUUUGUGGAGGGUCGAGGGGGAUUCGAGUGAUGAGAUCAGUCCGAAGCUCUUUGAGGAGAUUGAGAGGAGGUUUGCGUAG
This is a messenger RNA of Paracoccidioides brasiliensis Pb18, 786 nucleotides long. RefSeq names its product adenylate kinase ADK2. Gene Ontology annotation, cellular component: cytoplasm; mitochondrion. Gene Ontology annotation, molecular function: AMP kinase activity; ATP binding. The record is from RefSeq and is a predicted model, not a curated record. Bases 1 to 786 code for a protein of 261 amino acids. Gene Ontology annotation, biological process: nucleobase-containing compound metabolic process. The transcript has 2 exons.